This is a messenger RNA of Neohortaea acidophila, 2466 nucleotides long. Its product is annotated as putative glycosyl hydrolase. Gene Ontology annotation, biological process: ergosteryl 3-beta-D-glucoside catabolic process; carbohydrate metabolic process. Bases 100 to 2406 code for a protein of 768 amino acids. The transcript has 2 exons. Gene Ontology annotation, molecular function: steryl-beta-glucosidase activity. The record is from RefSeq and is a predicted model, not a curated record. NCBI's taxonomy places the organism in Eukaryota, Fungi, Ascomycota, Dothideomycetes, Mycosphaerellales, Teratosphaeriaceae.
UCUAUUGCUGCCUACUUGAUUGCCGGCGAACCGACUGCUUGAGUGGUCAAUUCUAAGAACAGAAGGCCAUAGGGCCAGGACUGCUCUCGUGUAACCAGCAUGGCCUCAUCCCUUCGGAUCCGCGUCGAAGGCACGACCUUCCGAGACCCCAAAAAUCGCGAGGUAACUCUUCGCGGAAUCAAUGUCGCGGGGGACGCGAAACUCCCUGCACACCCCGACAUUCCCUCUCACGUGCGCGAGAAGUUCUUCGAUGGCGAUAAUGUAUCAUUCGUGGAUCGACCCUUCCCCGUGUCUCAAGCCCAUUCGCAUUUCGCCCGGCUGAGACGAUGGGGAUACAAUUGCAUCCGUUACAUCUUCACCUGGGAGGCUCUCGAGCAUGCUGGUCCCGGCAAAUACGACGAAGAAUUCAUUGCCCAUACCAUUGAGGUACUCAGGAUCGCCAAGCAAUACGGCUUCUACGUCUUCAUGGACCCGCACCAGGAUGUAUGGUCUCGAUUCACUGGUGGCUCAGGCGCGCCCAUGUGGACGCUGUAUGCCGCUGGCUUUGACCCCACGAAAUUCACCUCCACACAAGCAGCUAUUGUGCAAAAUACUUGGCCAAAUCCACUGGAAUUUCCAAAAAUGUGCUGGGCUACCAACUAUCAGCGGCUGGUAACCCAGACAAUGAACACCCUCUUCUUCGCCGGCCGAGAUUUCGCGCCGAAAUGUGUAAUCGAUGGCAAAAAUAUCCAGGACUACCUCCAAGGUCAUUUCAUCGCUGCCUGUCAACAUCUGGCUCAACGUAUUCACGAUGCUGGCGAUCUCGAACACGAUGUCGUCAUCGGGUACGAGAGUAUGAACGAGCCGAGCAGGGGCUAUGUCGGUCAUCCUGAUCUCAGAGUAAUUCCCAAAGACCAGAACCUGCGCAAGCUGACGACACCCACCGGUUGGCAAUCGAUGCUCACGGGAUCUGGCCGUGCUGUGGAAGUCGAGACUUGGGAUUUCGGCAGUCUUGGCCCAUAUAAAAGCGGCACGGAGCUAGUAGAUCCCGGCGGAGAGAGCGCAUGGCUCGAUCCAUCUUCCUGGGACGACGAGAAAUAUGGCUGGAAACGAGAUGCGGGAUGGAAGCUGGGGCAGUGUAUAUGGGCUCAGCAUGGAGUGUGGGAUCCCGCAAACGACGAACUCCUGCAGCCUUUUUAUUUUGCAAAGCACCCGAAGACACGCAAAAAACUCGACUACGAGUAUUGGAACAACCACUACUUCAUGGACCAUUACCGCGCCUAUGCACAAGCCAUACGCUCUGUGUGGAGCGAGAGUAUUAUGUUCAUUCAGCCUUCGCCUUACGAGAUACCUCCCAGCACCCGCGGAACCAGAGACGAUGACGACAAUACCGUCUUCGCCAGCCACUUCUACGACGGCAUCACGUUGUUGACGAAGCAUUGGAACCGUGUCUGGAAUAUCGAUGUCAUUGGCGUUAUGCGAGGGAAAUAUUUGACCCCCGCCUUCGCGAUCAAGCUUGGAGAGACCGCCAUCCGCAAUUGCUUCAAAGAUCAGCUGAGUGUGAUGCGGAAUGAAGCGAUGGACCUAAUGGGGCCUCGACCCUGCAUCUUCACGGAGAUUGGCAUCCCUUACGAUAUGGAUGACAAGAAGGCUUAUUCGACCGGGAAUUACGGCAGCCAAAUCGCAGCAACCGAUGCAAACGGAUACGCCCUCGAGGGAAGUGGCGCGCAAGGCUUUACUUGGUGGGUCUACACCGCGACAAGCAACCAUGCCUUGGGCGAUAACUGGAAUGGAGAGGAUCUGAGCAUCUACUGCGAAGAAGAUCGACCUUUACCGCCCGCUGGCUACGUCGUAGGUGCAGAUGGCAACACCGGCAAACUCAGUCUCGACCCGGCGAGUCCGAGCUACUCGGAAAGCCAGAGUGACCGCAGUGCGACCAUUGGGCCCGGCAGCUUGAAGAAGACGCUUUCGGUAAACCAGAUGGUGCGGAAUCCCUCAUACUCUGUCCAGGCAGACGAGCAGCCCGGAUUCCGGGCUGCUGAAGCAUUUGUGAGGCCGUCUCCAGUCUACACACAUGGGACUGUCGACAGUUACGGCUUCGAUCUCAAGAACUGCGCGUUCACCCUGUCUCUCACAUCACCCUCACCUACGCCUCAAGACUACCCGACCGAGAUCAUCCUUCCAGAGUUCCACUUCCCACAGCAGUACACCAGCGUGGACGCCACGGGCGGAAAAUGGAAGAUUGAGGUGGAGGAGAAGGCAGAGGGCGCGCGACAGCAGGUGUUCAAGUGGUGGCAUGGGGAGGGUGAGCAGAAAGUGACUAUCAAGGGGGUGAAGAGAAAGAAUGGGGCUUUUGUGAGCAAGGAGGAGGAUGAGAGUUACAUGGAGGCGUACUGGGCAAUGGGCAAAAAUUGUGCUGUCAUGUAGAUACGAAUAUCACGAGGUGAGCACGGUAUAUGGGCGGAAUCUUAAUGGUUAAGAAAUCGA